AUGCGCUUCCUCCCACUGAUAGCAGGAGCGCUCUCCCUGGUCGCGGCUCACGACCCGCGUUCGGCGCAGGCGCCGCUGGCCGCCGGCACGCCGAUCGCGCCAAAGGUCCUCAUAGUGUCCAUGUUCGCGCCGGAGGACGUAUGGAGCGAUCGGCUUGGCUUGACGCACAACUAUACCCUCCCGCUAUUGCACCCGCACUUCCCAGCAGUGCACUGCGACGCGGCCGGCGAUGUGUGCCAGGUUACCACGGCGAUGGGGGAGAUCAACGCCGCCGUGACUAUUACCGCACUGCUCCUGAGUCCGGUGUUUGACCUGACCAAAUCGUACUUCUUCUUUGCUGGCAUCGCCGGUGUCGACCCACACUACGGCACCACCGGUUCGGCGGCCCUCGCACGUUUCGCGGUCCAAGUAGCCCUCGCGUACGAGAUCGACCCCCGGGAGGCGCCGGAACACUGGGAGACGGGAUACUUCCUCCAGGGGACGAGCGAGCCAAACACCAUUGAGGGUGUCUUGGCGUACGGGACUGAGGUGUACGAGCUGAACACCAACCUCCGCGAUCGCGUCCGCGGGUUCGCCGCCAAUGUCACCUUGAAGGACAGUGACGCCGCGGAGUCGUUCCGCUCCAAGUUUGACUAUGCGCCUGCCAACGAGCCCCCAGCCCUCUUCUACGGCGACGUGGCGACCACCGACGUCUUCUUUUCGGGCCACCGCCUCACCGCAGCCUUUGCGAAUAUCACAUCCUUGUGGACCAAGGGCCAGGGCACGUACGCGCUCUCGGCGCAAGAAGACAACGCGAGCUUUGAGGCGCUGCUCCGUGCCCACCGUAUCGGUCUGGCUGACUUUUCGCGCGCGAUCCUCCUCCGCACCGCGUCCAACUUUGACCGCCCGCCGCCGGGGUUGGACGCACUCACCGCCAUGCGUCUGACCGACUCGGGCGGUUUCGUGCCCAGCGUCGAGAACCUGUUCGCCGUGGGCAACCCCAUUGUCCAGGGCAUCUUGGAUAACUGGGCCGAGUUUGCCCCCGGUGUUCCCGUACAAGAUGGCUGGUUGCACGCCGGGGACGGCGCCGGCGCGACUCUGUGGGCCAAUCACGCGGCCGACCAUGUGGCAUAG
Vanrija pseudolonga is the source of this 1113-nucleotide messenger RNA. RefSeq names its product Purine nucleoside permease. Lineage: Eukaryota; Fungi; Basidiomycota; Tremellomycetes; Trichosporonales; Trichosporonaceae. The record is from RefSeq and is a predicted model, not a curated record. The coding region runs from base 1 to 1113 and encodes 370 amino acids. The transcript has 4 exons. Gene Ontology annotation, cellular component: endoplasmic reticulum. Gene Ontology annotation, biological process: transmembrane transport.